Molecule: messenger RNA, 2938 nt
Organism: Plectropomus leopardus (leopard coralgrouper)
Lineage: Eukaryota; Metazoa; Chordata; Actinopteri; Perciformes; Serranidae
Source: RefSeq, a predicted model, not a curated record
AUACCGACACACUGAGUUGUCGUAAUUAGCCAAAAUAACUGCUGCUACGUUAUAACUGUAAUUAUCAGCCGGAGGAGGAAGUGUUGUCAGGUACUUUACAAGGUUCAUGUAGUUACAGAGUCACAUAUAUUUACUUUAUCCGCUCGAAGUGUUUUUUUUUGCUAGCUAGCUGUUAGCCUCAAACGCAUGACGGCGUGAUUCUUCCUCUCGGCUGAAACUUCAAGACCACAACUGCAACAACAAGAAUUUCUCCAAAACAAAUGUGUCUUUCACAGGCAGUAACAUGUCCGGGGGAAACAAAGCCUUUGAGUUACAGCUUCAGAUGCGGCAAAACGCGGAGGAUCUGCACGGCUUCAUGAGGGAGCUGGAGAGCUGGGAGACGGACAUCAAGAAGAAGGACGAGGAGCUGAGGACAGGAGGACACCAGGAGGACCAGAAGAAGCUCCCACCAGUGCGCAACAAAGACUACAAAACAAAGAUGAGGGAAAGGAAGAAGAAGAAGAAGGAGGGCAACGGAGACGCAAAGACAGAGGAGUCCAAGGAAGCUUCGAGGAUAAAAGCAUACGACUACAGAUCGUGGGACAAGUUUGACGUGGACAAGGCUCUGGCAGAGAUGGACAAGGAGGAGAGUCCCGCAGAGUCGAACGAGUCGGACUCUGAGGAAGCUGCAGCGGAUCAGGAGAGAGCGCUGGCUGAGAAAGAAAAAUUAUAUUUUCAUUUUCAGGGUAAUGCUUUUUUCAAAGAAGGGAAGUACGACGACGCCAUUGAGUGUUACACCAGAGGGAUGGGUGCCGAUCCUUACAACCCUGUGCUCCCUACAAACAGAGCCACCUCCUUCUUCAGACUCAAAAAGUUUGCUGUGGCAGAGUCCGACUGCAACUUGGCGAUCGCUCUGGACAGCAACUACUUCAAAGCGUACGCACGAAGAGGAGCAGCACGGUUUGCACUGAAGAAAUAUGAAUCUGCGUUAGAAGAUUACGAGAUGGUUCUCAAGCUCGACCCCGGGAAUGUGGAAGCACAGAAUGAAGUGAAGAAAAUCGGAGAGACUCUCAGACAGCAGGCGCCGGCCGUCCCGAGUGAAGCCGCACAGCCACAGGAGGCUCCCGCAGCGGACUCUGAGCAGCAGAAACUGAUGGAGGAACAGCAGAGACGACAGGAGGCGGCUGUACAAAAAGACAGAGGGAACGCUUAUUUCAAAGAGGGAAAGUAUGAAGCGGCUGUCGAGUGCUACAGCAGAGGCAUGGAGGCAGACAGCAUGAACGUCCUGCUGCCCGCCAACAGAGCGAUGGCCUACCUCAAGCUGGAAAAAUAUCAGGAGGCAGAGGAGGACUGCACCAAAGCCAUCUCUCUGGACAGAACUUACUCCAAGGCUUUUGCCCGUCGUGCCACCGCCAGAGUGGCUUUAGGGAAACUGGAGGAGGCCAAACAAGAUUUUCAGGAGGUGUUGAAACUGGAGCCAGGGAACAAGCAGGCCUUGAACGAGCUCCAGAAACUCCAGAUAGAUGUGGCCUCCAGCGGCCUUCUCCAAACACCAGACAGCACACAGCGGAGGACAGUUCAGCCGAUAGACAAACCAAUACAUCUGCGGUCAACUAAACCUCUGAGGAGGAUUGAUAUUGAGGAAGUAAGUGGAAAGGUGACAGUGUCCGAGGUGGAGUCUGGUGGGUCCAAAUCCUUCAUCCAGGAGGUGAUGAAUGAGGCGGAGCGUGGAUCCUCUCCACUGUCGACUUCACCCAGCGCCAAAAUGAUCAAGAUUGAGGAGAUAGCAGAAAUCUCCUCACAUUCACCUGAGCACAGUCAAACCAAACAACCCGAGCAGAAGAACAUCAGGACUGUUCCUGAACCCUCAGCAGUCCCCUCUCCGACAGAAGCAGACCUGCCUCCUCCACCCAACAACAGCUUCCAGCUAGAGGCCGACUUCCGAAAGAUCGGAAACCAGCCUGAAGUGAUUUACAGAUAUCUGAAGCAAAUCAAGCCUGAGGUGUAUGCAAACAUUUUCCACAACUCCCUGGAACCUGACAUUCUCAAUCAGAUCCUGAGGACGCUGCACGCUUUCUAUAUCAAGAAUGAAGCACCGACCAUCACGCUGGAAAUCCUCAGGAGUCUGGCGAGUGUGAGGCGCUUUGACAUGGCCGUUAUGUUCCUGUCGUCCCCGGAGAAGACAGUGCUUAAAGAACUGUUUGACUUCCUUCGCCGAGCUGAGCUGGAGGGAUCAUCUGUCGCGGCCUUACAGAAGAAAUACGGUGUGUGACGCUGCGAGUUCAUUAGAAGUUUAAGCUCAACACAAAGUGCUACAUUAUUUUCAGAGCCAACAAGACCCCAUAGUUAUAUUCUAAUACUAAAUAAAUGUUCAUUCAGUUCAUUUUUAUUAAAUUAGACUGCUGUGUUUACAGCCCUGAAUAGAUUCUAUUCAUAACACCGCGUUUAAUUAAAACUGGAAAUUCACAUAUUGCAGAUGGUAAUGGAGAACAUGUUGUGUUUAAGUAUUAAGUGACAGUUUACUGUCCCUUUAAAGCUGAUAAAAUAGAGACUUCCUUUGUAGACUCCUUUGCAGCAGCAUUUAUGAUGCUUCAGAAAAUCUGCAACUUUGCUGCAUGAAUGUAUGAGUUCAACCAUUUACUGCACAAAUGUAUGAGCAUGCAAAGAUAAAAAAACAUCUUAUAGAGGAUUAUACCCUAAACAGCAGGGAUGUUCAACAAGGAAUUUUUGUAAGAAGUUUUCAGAUUUUUCAGACGUUUUUGAAUGCAGCACAUGUAUGGAUUAGUCUCUGUGAGUACUCAGCCCUGUUUGAAUGUUCCCCAAAUUCUGCCUGAAAAAAGAAAAAAACAUUUUAUUGGCUAAACUUGCUCAGUUUGACAAUGUGAGAGAGGAGUCCCAAGUAUUCUGCCAAUACAGAUGUUUCAGAAACACAACAAAUAAAGGUGUAUUUUUUAAUUUG